UUCUUAGCAAGAAAGGGGUCUUUUGAAAUCGUGCAUCUACCUUGAUAGUUUGGUGAUCCUGAAGCGUUCCAGAUUUACUAAAAUCUCUUUUACUAACCCUUGACACCUAUUAAUUCAACAGAAACUAAUCGGGCUAUACAAAAUAUAAAAUUACAGCUUUCAAUAACUCUUGUAUACUUAUCGCUUCAUCUUUCCCUGUCAAAUUGUCAAUUGCCAAGACUGGACGUCCGAGAUGUCAAGUGAUACAAAAGAAACAUCACUAGAAGCAGAGUCUCRUCGUCUCAUCAUGGACGCAAAACAACCAAGGCGAGCUGUUCACUUUGAAGAUUUAUGGAAUGCAAUUGGAGGGUUUGGUCGAUAUCCAAUUUUAAUGUUUGUAUUCAUGUGCUAUGCGACGAUUUGCAUUGACUUCCAGAAUUUCAUACAGCCCUACUAUGGCUCUGCACCUAACUACCAAUGCAAGCCAUGGGAUUCAAGCUCCAACACCACGGUCUGCGGUAUCAAUAAAUGUGGAUGUACUAAUUGUACAUACGUGUUUGAUGAUGAAUUCACAAGUGCAGUGUCAGAGUGGGAGCUGAUCUGUGAUAAAGGCCAUCUUAAACCGUUGUCUCAGUCAGUGUUUUAUGGGGGUCUGUUGGUUGGUUCUGUUGGUAURGGCAAGUUGUCUGACCAUUUUGGCAGGAGACCGGCACUAUUCAUCRGCUUCGUUUUGAUGGUGAUAUUUGGAUUUGGCUCAGCGUUUGCCAACAGUUUCACACUUUUUGCUGUUAUGCGGUUCGGUGCGGGUGUCGGGACGGCYGGUGUUUUGUUGGUUCGGUUUGUUUACUCGAUGGARGUAUCGACUGUGAAACUACGAACAACUCUUGGUUCUAUCAUCAACCUAUUUUUUACGAUUGGCGGCAUCACUCUAAGUGGAAUAGCGUUUUGGUUGACAGACUGGAGAAACUUGAUGUUGACUGCUACUCUUCUUUGCAUCCCACCCCUUUUCUUUUGGAAGUGGAUCCCAGAAUCUCCUUCUUGGCUCAUAGCGAAAGGAAGACUUCAAGAUGCUCAAAAAAUCUUUGAAAAGUUUGCUGCGGCAAAUGGGUGUAAGAUUGAUCCAAAGCAGCUUGAAGCACUGGUCAAAGGUGUCAAAGAUUAUCAAGAACAACAAACMGCCGAUGCUGCAGUUGUAAAGUCUGGAAUUCUAGAUCUUGUAAAGACUAAGAAAAUGAUGAAAAGGACUUUGAUAUUGAGUUAUAAUUGGUUUGUUAAUUCUGUCGUUUUCUAUGGGAUAACGUUAAAUGCAAAAAAUCUUGGAGGAUCAUUUCAUCUCAAUCUUUUAAUACUGUCCGUUGUUGGAUUUCCCAGUGCAUUUGCUUUGUGGAUCGCCUUUAAGAAAUGUGGUCGUCGUAUUGGAUACGUUACGUUUAUGUUAUUAUGUGGAUUAACAUCACUGUUAGUGUUAGCAGUUCCUAGUUCACAAGUGAACGAGUUACGAGAUUUCGAAAAUUCUAAAAUUUGCAAAGAAAUACGUCCAUAUUAUAACAUUAAAUCAAUGGCAUUCUCGUCGCUAUUCAUGAUUCAUUGUUGUUUUGUUACUGACAGGAAUCUUGGUCUUGGAGUUGGUUCGAUGUCAUCUCGUGUAGGAGGGAUAAUCGCGCCAUAUAUCGUGUAUCUUAAUGACUUCAUGCUAAAUCUGCCAUUUAUUGUAUUUGGUAUCAUGGCAUUCUCCGCUGGUCUCCUGGCAGUGUUCCUUCCUGAAACUCUGUUCACACCCAUGCCGCAGACCGUGGAUCAGGUGGAGUCCUGGGACGAGGAUUAUGGUCUGCCAUGUCGAAAGAAAAAGGAGSCUGAAGAAGUUGUAAUGGAAAAUGGUGAACCGGCGCAGAACGAGACCACUGCCGGAGAAACUACUGUACUGUAAUCGUCAAUCUGRCCAUCUAGAGAAUUUAGAUAUGCUUAAAAAUACGUAAACCUCGAUGUGAUUUAUGUUUAGAAGCAUAUAGGCCUGGAUCUUUGCCAUCUCAAAGCUCACUCAUUUACUACUUUCAGGCUGCUCUUUUACAUGGGAAGGCGAAAUUUYACGAAAACCAACACCAUAUAGUGCGUCACAUACCA
Molecule: messenger RNA, 2100 nt
Organism: Exaiptasia diaphana
Lineage: Eukaryota; Metazoa; Cnidaria; Anthozoa; Actiniaria; Aiptasiidae
Product: solute carrier family 22 member 15-like
Exons: 9
Coding region: 233-1906 (557 amino acids)
Biological process (GO): transmembrane transport
Cellular component (GO): membrane
Molecular function (GO): transmembrane transporter activity
Source: RefSeq, a predicted model, not a curated record